UGUAUAUAUUUGUCAACGUGUAUAUGUAAUUUAUGCUUUUGUGUUGUGGGAUUUAGGUGGUCUAUUAUAGCUUCUCAACUUCCAGGAAGAACUGACAAUGAUAUUAAAAACUAUUGGAACACCAAAUUGAAGAAAAAACUCUUGGCAACAAACAACAUGAACACCGUUGAUACCAACUUGUCACAGUUUUCGGAUUCGAUUCCGAAAACUGAAACCCUACAUGACCAGGGAACACCAUCUUGUUUUGAUGGGACAUUGCCAUAUCUAAAGGAUGUAAGCUCGGGGCAAAGUUUUGAUCCCUGCACUCAAAUUUCUCCUUCAAAUCCUAUGGAAGUUAAUGGCUUUGAGACUAGAGAAGGCAAGAGUUUCAGCAUUAUUUCACCAUCUCAAGAAGUUUCAAGCCUUCCAACUUCAUCUGGUUUGGGUUUGGAGAACAAUUACAGCAUCUGGUCUGGCAAUGAAGGUGUCGAUAAUGUCAGUGGGGUUCUUAUGCCCUUUGGAUUUGAGCCUCCUAAUGAUGAUCUUCUGGAUGGCUUUGGUUAUUAAUUUUCAUUGACUAACACGAAAAUAGUGGGAUGCGGCUAUGUUAUUUACUAGCUAAGGUAUUGGUUUUCUGUAAGGUAAUUAAGACCAAAUAAUUUGGAUGAUGGAAUUAUGCACGAAGUUUAUCGACUAA
This is a messenger RNA of Pyrus x bretschneideri (Chinese white pear), 676 nucleotides long. RefSeq lists its product as uncharacterized. NCBI's taxonomy places the organism in Eukaryota, Viridiplantae, Streptophyta, Magnoliopsida, Rosales, Rosaceae. The record is from RefSeq and is a predicted model, not a curated record. The transcript has a single exon. Bases 157 to 546 code for a protein of 129 amino acids.